GAGCCGCGUCUCAUCCUCCUCGCGCCCGAAGAACAGGAAAAAGAGCGAGAAAGUGACGAGCGAAUCCCCUCUCCACCCUCACUUCUCCCUCGUUUGAUCGAUUCGUAUUAGCUAUGAAGCGGGUUCCCGAUCCCUUCGACGACGAGGAGGACGUGAAUCCCUUCGCGACUGCUGCGGGGACUGAUUCAAAACCGCGCCUUCCGACACUGCCAUCCCAGCCUCUGGGUUUUGGUAACAAACAUGAUGCAACUGUCAAUGUGCCACUGGAUGCAAGAAAUGAUAUAAAGAAAACGGAAAGGGAGCUAGCAGCUUGGGAAGAGGAGUUGAAGAAGAGGGAAAAGGACAUACAACGAAGAGAAGAUGUGAUGACUAGAGCUGGCGUCAUGAUUGAAGAAAAAAACUGGCCCCCAUUUUUUCCUAUCAUUCAUCAUGACAUAGUUAAGGAAAUACCAAUCCAUGCACAAAGAUUGCAAUAUCUGGCAUUUGCAAGUUGGCUUGGAAUAGUUUUAUGUCUUUUAUGGAAUGUUAUUGCUGUAUUUGUUUGUUGGAUUAAAGGGGGAGGUGUUAAGAUUUUUUUCCUUGCAACCAUCUAUGCUAUGCUUGGUUGUCCCCUGUCAUAUGUGCUUUGGUACAAGCCUUUGUAUAAUGCGAUGAGAACUGACAGUGCAGUGAAGUUUGGUUGGUUUUUCCUUUGUUACCUGAUACACACUGGUUUUUGUACCCUAGCUGCUAUUGCUCCUCCGAUUGUAUUCCAGGGAAAGUCAUUGACGGGUAUCCUUGCAGCAAUUGAUACCUUCUCAGAUCAUGUACUGGUGGGGAUUUUCUACCUUAUUGGGUCUGGAUUCUUUUGCUUAGAAACACUUAUUAGCCUGUGGGUCCUUCAGAAAGUUUACAUGUACUUCAGAGGGCACAAGUGAAGAUAUGAUGGAAAAAGAACUUCAGAAACUUCUAGAAUAAACUUUAGACCAUGCAAGUUUCGAUUCCUGCGCCUUUCUCUUCUUCGACCCAUGUACUUCUUGUUUCCAUUUCUCCGUUUCUUGCUGCAGCCUGUUCCCGAUCUGCAUGUGUUGAUGGGUGACGCAUAUUCUCCAACAUGUGAGAGGAUGACUGGCUCUUGAUGCUCUUUUCCAGCUGCGCAUACGAAGUUACACCUUGUAAUUUUUUGGGUCAUACAAUUUCAUCUCAUUCUAUUGCUACUGGCUUUGCAGCAACUACUUUAAACUAAAAUUGUUGCACGGCGAAUGCCCUUGUUUAUUACAUUGCAGUUGUUCCAGAAAGCAUUUUUGCUGAUGCAUCAUUUUCAGCUGUUAGGAUUUUGUUCUGGUUUACGGUAUAGAAUAAUAAUAAUGCUGUG
Messenger RNA from Elaeis guineensis (African oil palm), 1354 nucleotides. Its product is annotated as secretory carrier-associated membrane protein 4. Lineage: Eukaryota; Viridiplantae; Streptophyta; Magnoliopsida; Arecales; Arecaceae. Gene Ontology annotation, biological process: protein transport. The record is from RefSeq and is a predicted model, not a curated record. Gene Ontology annotation, cellular component: recycling endosome membrane; trans-Golgi network membrane.